AUGAGUUGGCGAUCAGAACAUAUAUGGAUAGAACUUAUAACGGGGUCUCGAAAACUAAGUAAUUUUUGCUGGGCCCUUAUCGUUUUUUUAGGUUCAUUAGGAUUCUUGUUGGUUGGAACUUCCAGUUUUCUUGGUAGAAAUUUAAUAUCUUUUGUUCCGUCUCAGCAAAUCAUUUUUUUUCCACAGGGGAUCGUGAUGUCUUUCUACGGGAUUGCGGGUCUCUUUAUUAGUUCCUAUUUGUGGUGCACAAUCUCCUGGAAUGUAGGUAGUGGUUAUGAUCGAUUUGAUAGAAAGGAAGGAAUAGUGUGUAUUUUUCGUUGGGGAUUUCCUGGAAAAAAUCGUCGCAUAUUCCUGCGAUUCCUUAUAAAAGAUAUUCAAUCCGUUCGAAUAGAAGUUAAAGAGGGUAUUUUUGCUCGUCCUGUCCUUUAUAUGGAUAUCAGAGGCCGGGGGGCUGUUCCGUUGACUCGUACUGAUGAGAAUUUGACUCCACGAGAAAUUGAACAAAAAGCCGCGGAAUUGGCCUAUUUCUUGCGCGUACCAAUUGAAGUAUUUUGA
Messenger RNA from Salvia miltiorrhiza (redroot sage), 555 nucleotides. Lineage: Eukaryota; Viridiplantae; Streptophyta; Magnoliopsida; Lamiales; Lamiaceae. The record is from the annotation of a RefSeq genome assembly.